Venturia canescens is the source of this 5670-nucleotide messenger RNA. RefSeq names its product codanin-1 like protein dlt (gene dlt). Gene Ontology annotation, biological process: chromatin organization. The transcript is spliced from 14 exons. The coding region runs from base 672 to 5501 and encodes 1609 amino acids. Gene Ontology annotation, cellular component: nucleus. Lineage: Eukaryota; Metazoa; Arthropoda; Insecta; Hymenoptera; Ichneumonidae. The record is from RefSeq and is a predicted model, not a curated record.
UUUGGUAUAUAGCCAGCGCAUUUCGAAAGGCUCGAUUGAUUUUUUUUCGAAUUUUGGUAACUUAUUCGGGCCGUGUUCCGAUAUUGAUAGUGAGUACUGUAAGCCCUAUACCGAAGCACGUACUCGCGACUCGCAGUACUCACACUAGUGACAGUCAGUAUAUCGCAGCGAUACUUCUUCGUUGUUGGCUUUCUUCUGAAACGUGUUUGUGUCGAAGCAACUGCUGGCAAAAAAUCGUGUGUUUUUCAAUCAGUAUAUAUAAUCGUGUAUGAAUUUACCUCAUGCUUUUACGAUAAUUUUGCGACCGUUGCAGUGAAAUUUACAAGCGUAUUAUGUACGAUGGCAAAAAAACUGCAACGGUAGAUAAAAAACAAAAUACAAAAUUAUAUUAUUGCGGAUCGUCUUUUUUAUUGAGGGGAUCGGAGUUAUCGUGAUUUUUGAAUUGGAGCGAGCCAACCCGCCGUGCGAAUGAAACGUAGCUGAGAAAAUCGUCUUUUUCAUUGAGGGGGUCGGAGUUAUCGGGAUUUUUGAAUUAGAGCGAGAAGCCAACUCGCCAUGCGAAUAUAUGAAACGUAGCUGAGAAGAAAGUAUUAAUUGUUGUGUUUAUGUGGUUAUUGAAAAAAAAAAAAAAAAGAAAAGGCCUGCUGUGCCGAUGAGUUCAGAGCGAAGAAAUGGCUGAAACUAUACUGGUAAAUGUUUUAAACAAGAAAAUAUCCGUCGAUCAAUUAUUAAAAUGGUUGUCUGCUGAAAAUUCUGAGGAGACAAUUUUACCGGAAAUCGCACAAAAUGAAUAUACAAGGACAGCUUUUAUAUCUUAUUUUCUCAAUUACCUCCGAGAACAAUGCAAGAGCAUUCUGUUGGAGGUCAAGGAAACGCAGGAAAAACCAGUGAAAAAAAAACCUGGUAAAUUGAUAAUACCAAGUGAGCAAUUAGAAAAAGGAAAUUUACCUUCAACAUCAAGUUAUGUGAGCCAAAGGGAAUUUCCUGAUUACAAAUCACGUCAUACAGGACAAGCAAAUUUAGAGGUGAGAAGAGCCAGCCCCACCCUCUAUAGCAUGCAGCCAGCUCAUGGAGUUUCGGUGGUUUGUCUGGGUCCCAGGUUGCCAGGAGCUUCGUAUCUUCAACCUUCGACGCAAUCUGGGCAUUUCCCUCCAUUACCUUAUCAGUUGAACCCAACCAGUUCAUCAUCGACCAACAAUCCAACAUAUCAUUUCCCACCAGCGAUUAUUCAAGCUAACCAUUCCGGAAAUUUGUAUUUUCAAUCUCAUUCGUCAUCAGAGAAUUGGAACCAUGGCAAUAUUUCUAGAUAUCAAACCCAGCCAAUGAGCUCGCAACAGUUUUUAAACAAUUCUACAGUUGGCUUUGGUCCUGCAGGACCAAGUUCGUCUGACAUUAUUCCUAAUGUCAUUGGUUUCAAUCAACAACAAAUUCGAAUGACGGAUUUCAAUUCGUCCUCAGAGUUCGGAGGCCGUGGAAUUCAUGAGUCGAGUUUUCCAAACGCACCAAUGUCCCCGAGCUCCCCCGUUAGACAUGAUAAUUCCAUGGGAAAUAAUUCAAGCACGAUUAAUUCGUCGCCAGCACCAUUCAGCCCAGUUUCACCUCUGUACGCCAAUAAUUCCUCGAUUCUUUGUUCCUUAAAACACGAAAGGUCCCUUAACGCGUCGCAAGGCACGCACGAUGAUUCUUACUACAGUCCAAACGCCAGUAAAACAAGCACACCCGAAAGCGCCGGUGGCAGCGGACAGAAAAAUUCAAAAUCUCGACAAAAUAAAAACCUUUGUCUUGGGGACUUCAUGAAAUCCGAAAGCUCCAAUAAAUCGAAGAAACAGGCGAAAAUUAAUUCGACAAAACAGAUACAAAGCGGGGAAAAAACGCCGAAUGAUAACCCAAUGGACAACACUUACUUUUCUGACGACCGGCAGACGAAAAGUAUUGAUACCAAAUCGAAACGGAGAUCGAAGAAACAGUCGAAAAUCAAUUCGACAAAACAGAUACAAAGCGGGAAAAAUACGCCGGAUGAUAACCCAAUGGACGACACUCACUUUUCUGACGACCGGCAGACGAAAAGUAUUGAUACCAAAUCGACACGGAGAAUUAAACCCACGAGAUUGAACGUCUCCGGUGAUCAAGAAAAUCGAAAAAACGAAGUAUUUGGUGUGAUAAGUAGGCCAUCAGCAGUGAACCCAAAAUUCGUUGAGAUCCCAUCGAGUGAUAAAUUGCAACAGGAGUCGUCGUUCGAAGUUGAGAGAAGUUUGUUGAAGCUCGAAAGGCAAAGACAGCCGAAGAGCGAAGUUAAUCCGGAAAUAGCAAGCGUCGAAACGAGAUUGUUGAAUAAAACAAAGCCCGAACAGACGAUAGCUCCGGAUUCAGAUUUAGUGGAAAAUAUUGAGAUUCUCGACACACUUGCCUUAUUGUACAGUGGUAUUUUCGAUCGUAAUUUAAUGUCAAAUCCUAUGACCGAACUCUAUUUUGUAAUGACACUUUUGACAACUCAGUACAAAGCUGCACCGGUUAAAAAAUCGAGCGAAUUGCCUGUAGAUACGGAUAAAUCGUCGUCUGCUCAAACAUUGGAAACGUUGAAGGACGAUCUUGGCUGCAUGGAUUUAUCUGACGACAAUUAUGCGAGUGACUCCGAUUCAACAACCAGCGACAGAAAAUUAAAAGAAAAAUCUUCCACCGAGGACAAAAACGAGUUGUUGAAUGUUAUUCAUUCCAGAGAAGACAAGUCAAAGAAUGAGAAUAAAAAAUGUCCAGUCGAAUAUCUCAAUAAUGCACACAAUUGCGUUUAUUUCGCGUCUCUCGUUAUUUGGAACCAACGAUAUCUGUUGAGCGUUCUUGAUCGACCUACCUUGAAAUUACUCAGUGAAAAUCAACAAAUUAUCUGCUUUCGACCUGAACUCCAGGCUUAUUUGAAUGAAAUUUACAGCGUUAAAUGUUUGCAAUCGAGCCGUUUGAAACAAACCGAUUCGGGAACUUGUCAGACAAAUGUCUGUUUCCAAGUGGAUACGGAUAAUCGUGAAACUUUUCCAUCGUCGGUGGCAUUCAGUUUAUUCCGAAAGCAGCGUGAUUUGUUUUACGAUAUAUUGAAAGACUGGGAGGACAAUCAUUUGAAACCUGAUUGGUCGUUUCAAAGAGCUCUUAAGAACAAAAUAAAUUCUCUUCUGACUACACACACAGAUGCUGUUAAUUAUUGUCAUUUAGCUAAAUUAUUCAUUUCGCAGUUACUGGUUUCGUGCGGGCAAACAGGAAAAACGGAAGAUUUGAUGAACGACGAAAGUCUUAGUUUUUUGAAAUCUCUGAAACACGUAAACCCGGAAAAACUGUUGCAAUUGAAAGAACGACUGGUGACUCCAUUGACCUCGAUGGGCCCUGUGCCUCAACCGACGUUUCCCGGUGUUCAGGAAUUUUACAAAGAAUUCAUUCUCAACGCUCACAAUUGGAAGUUUUACGUUAUUUUGGAAAACACUUUUAUCAGUGAAAUAAUGGAACGCAACGAGACCCAAUUUGCACACAGCGAGAUCGAGAGUACAGGAACCACGGUAGAGGAAAACACGAAACAAGAUUUCAUCAGCUGUGUAUCCAAUUUAAGAUUGUUGGCUAAAUUUACCAGCUUUACCAUCUCUUUGCCCUUCAAAUCAGUCGCGAAUUCUCUGGAAUGGCGUCUUUCGCAAAUUCAACUGCGGGGACGUGUUGUUCCAUCGUUGGAUUUGCAAAAUUGUCUUCUGGAUGCCUUGGUGAACAGACGUUUAUCAUUAACUGUACCGUGGAUCGUUCAAUACAUGGCAAUGUUGGAUCCAGUGACGUUUCAAUUGCCUUAUUUCGUGAAUAUCGGUGAAAUACUGUACUGCAUUUACCGCGUUUCCAACUAUUUGGAUCGUUGUAACGAGUAUUUCACUACAUCACGACAAAUAUCGACGCUAAUGAUAUUCACUAUUGGAUGGUUGUUCGAAUUGCCGAAUUUUCCGCGGGAUCUGUACACCACUUGGCAAAGGAAUUAUGACACGAGAAGAAUUCGAAUUCUCGAUUGUUUGAGCCAACCUCGCAACAAGUUUAACACGAUUACGAAGGAUCAAGAAAAUUCAAAGGAGCAGCUCGUCAAAUGUAGUUCAGCACUCGACGACCUCGACAUCAUCGACGAUCGAGCUUUUUACGAGUGUUGUCCAUUUUUGACCGAAUUCAAAAUAUUAUUGACUUCCGGUAAUGCCGUUCUGAGCAACAGCAACGCAAAUCGUCACAUAACGCCAGUUUCGAGCCAACUCUCCGAACCGAGCUCUGGUAUUAAAACGAAAAAUCUUCAAAUGCAAAUCGAGGAAGCAUUUUGGCACGGCCAACCGAGCUCCGUAAGAAAAACUGUGGAUUUCAUCGUCGAGAAAGUCGCCUCGAGUUGCGUAAAGUACAUCUGCAACACGAUCAUACCGCUCCUGAAACAAAAAAACAUUCAGCAUUUCAUCAAGUCGAAAAAAAUCGAUAUCAAAGUAGAUUUCAUUCAGAAUCGGGAGGACGACCCCGAAGAUAAAACGCAAACACCGCCGAACACAUCGCCGAUCAAAGUUCGGAGGGAAGCACAUGUGGAGCGUCAAAUGAAACUUCUAGCAACAUCAAUGAAAGAAGACGGGAGACGUGAAUGUUCUGAGAAAUUGUCAGACUUGUGCGAACAUAAAAUAACAAAUUCGAUCGAAUCACUUCUCUCCGACGACAUGCCUCCUACCGUUAAAGAAACGUGCAUAACUAUUGCAAAAAGAACAGCCAUGGAACGUAUACAACAAUGGAUCGACGCUCACAUUGUCGAAUCGUUCUUUCUCAAAAACAUGAACGUUGAUUUAAAAAGGCUAGGGAAGGAGGGAGAUGGCGAACAAAUUCUCAGGGAAAGUCAGCACGACGAGAACGUUCCGUCACCAACAGAAGUUAUCGAAAUGAUAAGAAAUUUAAUGUGGGAGUUAUUGGAGAAACAGAAACGAUGGUCCGAAAUAUCGAUCGAUUAUGUGGCGAAAACGUUGAUGUAUUUGCAGCAAACAUUGACACGGCGGGCCGAUUUGAUCGACUAUGCAGAAAAAAAUCUUUACACGAUGAGUGUGGAGUACUGUUUGUUAUUGAUAACGCACAGACCAGAUUUAUUCACGGGAACAAUACUAGAGAAGUUUUUGAGUGCAUGGAAAAUGAACAGUUCUCGAGCUGGCGGAGGAGAGCCUUUAUUCGUGAGAUUGAUAAGUCCACGAAAUAUCCGAAUGCUUACCAUCACCUCGAAUUCAUCUGCCAUGAAAGCUUUUGCGCAAUUAUUGAAAGCCCUUUUGAGAGAAAAUCUCUUAAGCAUCGAAGCUUUGAGUGAUCAGUGCGUUGCUCUCUUCCGACAAGAUUGGCCAGAGCCGGUUUUGAAAUUAUUGUCACAGUGCCUAAAAGAUGUCGUAACGGACUACAAAUGUUCAGGUGCGCAAGCUGAAGGAAUUAAAUAUUUGCUGGAUUGGAUCGCUUCAACGUGUGACCAAAUGGAAAUUUACGACUGAAAAUUUAUAUUCUGUACAUAUGAUAAUGUUGAAUAAUUUAACAAUGCAAAUUGAACAAAUGAACGAUUUACGAUUUUUAUCUAUUGAACAUGCUAUUUUUAAACCUGGGGCAACAGAGUAUAAAAUGUAUAAAGUGAGAAUGGUUUCUUAAUAAAAUUAUUUCAUUCGA